Paramecium tetraurelia is the source of this 1581-nucleotide messenger RNA. RefSeq lists its product as uncharacterized. The transcript has 5 exons. Lineage: Eukaryota; Ciliophora; Oligohymenophorea; Peniculida; Parameciidae. The record is from RefSeq and is a predicted model, not a curated record.
AUGCAAUCAUCUCAACACUUCCGAUUCCAUUUUGAAAACAACCCUUUAAUACAUUUCCUUCAUAAAUUGAUAAAUAAAUGUUUGAUUUAAUUUUUUUAAUGGAUUAGAUUUGGAAAAUCACCAUAACCCAUUUAAAAGAACCUUAAAAAACCAGACAACUUAGAAAUACUCACUUUGCUAGACAAUUGCACAUUAAUUUUCAAGGAUGAUAGGAUAGCAUUAAGAAACAUGGUUAAAGAAGGUAAUCAAGAUGUCAUUGCAAUAUUGAAUCACUAUAAAAAGGGCAAUAAUCUAAAAGACUUGUCAACUGAUUUAAGGAAAUACCUUAGAAGAAAGGGAGACAAAGAAAACGAUAAGGUUCUCACUUGUCAAUCUCCUACAUCCAACAGAAUGUAAAAAGUCUAACAAUUGCAACUUCAACCUUUACAAAACAGUUAAAAGAAAUCUUGUCCUGAUUUAUGGAAACCAGUUGAAUAGCAAUCUCCAAAAACAAUUAACUUAGGUAAAAUUAAUUAAUUUGUCAAUGAUGUCCAGUUUUCAGAAAUUACAUUGAAUAAACCUAUUUCUAAACUAAUGUCUCUUAAUAAUAUGCAUUUCAUCAACCAGCCCAUAAUUAACUAGACCAUUCCUAAACAAUUCAAUAGAGCAGUUAAUUAUAAAACUAGUUCACAACAUUAAUUAUAGGAUUAAGAAAUUGAUAUCAAUCAAGACGAUGACAUCCAAUCUGAAUCUUCAAACGAAAGCAUUUUAAAUUAGAUCACCUAGCCUCCUCCUCAAAUCUAAGACAUUACUCCGAAAAAUGAAGUCAAACCAUCCCAAUUAUUUCAAAGUGGCCAUUCCACCUAUAUACAAAUUAACACCGCCUAAUCUUAUCUUUAGCCUCUAUUAUCCAUCUAAGAUAAAACAACAAAUCCCCAUAAAUCACAAGAAACUGAAAAUAAAAUUAUCGUUAAUGAUUCUCAAAAAUACUACAGUUUUUACAAUUAUUAAGAUUAUUAAAAAGCAGCUCAACCAUAAUACAAGCAUUUAUUCACUCAUUGGCCAUCCCUACUACAUAAAUUAGAUCAGCCUGAAUACGUUUCAAGUUGUAGAGUUGUUCCAUAUAUUAAUGCCACUCCAGAACAAAUAUUUACCGUUCUCUUUCCGAAUUCAAGCAGAGUCAAAAUUAGUUAUUAUGCUUUUGAGAACUAGUUAAAACACAACUUAUUAUAAAUUGAUAGAGACUCUCUGUUCAAGGAAUUAGAUAAAGAUCAAGACGAUUGGAUAAAUUACAGCGAAACUGGUGUUAUUCUAGAAGGUUUGUGUUUAUAAGUAGAAUAACCAAAGAAUUGCGUGAAGGUCAUUUUCGAAACUUUGAAAUCCACAUCGACUACUCCAAACACUUUAAGUCUUUCAGAUCUUGAACAAUUUGAAUAAAAAACUGAUUUUCAGUUCGCAAGAUAAUUAAUGCAAGAGGUAGAUGGUAAUCAAAAAGGGUAUCUAACUUAUUGGGAUUUAUAUAUGCAUCGUGACAUAUUUCUAAUGGAAAGAUUAUGCUAAAUAGUUUCAUCAAUUACAGGGGCCACUCAUACACAUUAUUGA